UCCACCCCGCGCGUGCGUGUGCGUGGAACGCGCGAACGGAGCCGAGGCAGGGGGCGCGCGCUGAGGCGCAGGCGGAGGCGGAGGCGGAGGCAGGGGCAAGCACCCGGCGGCCUCCGUCUGGCCGUGCGACGGCGUCAUGGGUGGCUGCUACUCUGUCAUCGCGGCCUCCAGGCUGCUGGCCCGGAGGCGCGCCGCCGCCGCCAUCAUGCCCGUGGCCAGCACCGACGACUGCCCCACCGACAGCGACGCCAACAGCAGCAGCUGCUGCAAGAAGAAGCGUAGGUCGACCAAGUGGAGGCGGAGCGCGCCGAUCCUGGGCGAGGACGACCAGUGCGCGCCCGGCGGGGAGUCCUUCGCCAAGCGGUACCGGCUGGGCGCGGAGCUGGGGCGCGGGGAGUUCGGGGUGACGCGCCGCUGCGAGGACGCGGCCACGGGCGAGGCGCUGGCGUGCAAGACCAUCCGCCGCAAGCGCCUGCGCCGCGCCGCCGACGCCGAGGACGUGCGGCGGGAGGUGGAGAUCCUGCGGCGCAUGUCGGCGCUCGAGGGCGCGGCCGGCGCCGUGGUGCGGCUCCGCGAGGCCUGCGAGGACGCCGAGGGCGUGCACCUGGUGAUGGAGCUGUGCGAGGGCGGCGAGCUCUUCGACCGCAUCUUCGCCCGGAGCCACUACACGGAGCGCGCCGCCGCCAAGAUCGGCCGCACCAUCGCGCAGGUCGUGCAGCUGUGCCACGACAACGGGGUCAUGCACCGGGACCUCAAGCCCGAGAACUUCCUCUUCGCCGGCAAGGAGGAGGACUCGCCGCUCAAGGCCAUCGACUUCGGCCUCUCCGUCUACUUCGAGCCCGGGGAGCGGUUCACCGAGGUGGUCGGCAGCGGGAUCUACAUGGCGCCGGAGGUGCUCAUGAGGAGCUACGGCCCGGAGGCCGACGUCUGGAGCGCCGGCGUCAUCCUCUACAUCCUCCUCUGCGGAGUGCCUCCUUUCUGGGGAGACACCGAUGAGCACAUCGCCGAGUCGAUAAUCCGGGGUGAAAUCAAGUUCGAGAGGGAGCCAUGGCCCAAGGUCUCCCAAACUGCAAAGGACCUUGUCAAGAAGAUGCUUGAUCCGGAUCCUGCUACCCGCUUGACAGCAAAUCAAGUCUUUGAGCAUCCGUGGCUCAAGAACGCCGACAAGGCUCCAAAUGUGUCACUUGGAGAGCUUGUUCGAUCCAGGCUUAAGCAAUUCUCAUCCAUGAACAAGUUCAAAAAGAAGGCACUCGGAGUCGUUGCCAAGAAUUUACCGGCGGAGGACAUCGAGAACUACACUCAGAUGUUUCAAAUGAUAGACAAGGACAAGGACGGUACUUUGACGCUUGAGGAGCUCAAGGAGGGCUUGCGGAUAAACGGUCAUGCUGUUCCUGAGACAGAGAUACAGAUGCUGUUAGAAGCUGGUGACAUAGAUGGAAAUGGCACCUUGGACACUGACGAGUUUGUGACAGUCUUACUUCACAUCAAAAAAAUGAGUAAUGAGGAGUACCUACCUGAAGCUUUCAAAUACUUUGACAAAGAUGGCAAUGGAUAUAUUGAAAUGGAGGAAUUGAUGGAGGCUUUAGGUGAUGACGAACUAGGCCCAGAUGAGCAAGUGAUCAAAGACAUUAUACGUGAUGUUGACACGGAUGAGGAUGGUCGCAUUAGCUAUCAGGAGUUUCAAGUGAUGAUGAGAUCUGGCUCAGACUGGAGGAAUGCUUCUCGGCGGUACUCAAGAGCAAAUUUCAGCAACCUCAGUCAUCAGCUCAACCUCAGUCAAAAGCUGUGCCAAUGACUUCUAUGGAACAAGACCGAUCCAAGCAGCAGCUAACCCACUGAGUGCAUCGAAUAGAAAGUAAGCAUCAGUAGAUGACCUAAAACUCAAAUCGGAUUGCUGGGUUUGGAGGACGUCAGGAUUUAAAGAAUAGCUCAUAACCCAGUUGCUCGGAUGACAAAGUUCCUGAAGCAGAAGCAGAAAACCCAAUGACAUCGCCCUUUGUACUGAAACCAAAAUAUUUCACACCUAGGAUACAUACUAAUGACUUAGGUACGGACAGAUGUAAGGGAAGAAAAGCACUUCCCCAAUUUUGACAUUUUACUACUGUGUCAAAUUUUAAAAGAAGUUGAAUCCAAUAGAAACGAAAAUUUCAUGGAUCAA
This is a messenger RNA of Aegilops tauschii subsp. strangulata, 2158 nucleotides long. RefSeq names its product calcium-dependent protein kinase 22. The record is from RefSeq and is a predicted model, not a curated record. Lineage: Eukaryota; Viridiplantae; Streptophyta; Magnoliopsida; Poales; Poaceae. Gene Ontology annotation, biological process: protein phosphorylation. Gene Ontology annotation, molecular function: protein kinase activity; calcium ion binding; ATP binding.